Messenger RNA from Orycteropus afer afer, 3447 nucleotides. RefSeq names its product caspase recruitment domain family member 11 (gene CARD11). The transcript is spliced from 23 exons. Gene Ontology annotation, molecular function: protein binding. Lineage: Eukaryota; Metazoa; Chordata; Mammalia; Tubulidentata; Orycteropodidae. The coding region runs from base 7 to 3447 and encodes 1146 amino acids. Gene Ontology annotation, biological process: positive regulation of canonical NF-kappaB signal transduction; regulation of apoptotic process. The record is from RefSeq and is a predicted model, not a curated record.
CCGGAGAUGGACGACUACAUGGAGACACUGAAGGACGAGGAGGAUGCCUUGUGGGAGAACGUUGAGUGCAACCGACACAUGCUGAGUCGCUAUAUCAACCCAGCCAAGCUCACGCCCUACCUGCGCCAGUGCAAGGUCAUCGACGAGCAGGACGAGGAUGAAGUCCUUAGUGCACCCAUGCUGCCAUCCAAGAUCAACCGGGCAGGCCGGCUGUUGGACAUUCUUCACACCAAGGGCCAGAGGGGCUACGUGGUCUUCUUGGAGAGCCUGGAAUUUUACUACCCAGAACUGUACAAACUGGUGACUGGGAAGGAACCCACCCGGCGGUUCUCCACCAUUGUGGUGGAGGAGGGCCACGAGGGCCUCACGCACUUCCUGAUGAACGAGGUCAUCAAGCUGCAGCAGCAGAUGAAGGUCAAGGACCUGCAACGCUGCGAGCUGCUGGCCAAGUCGCGGCAGCUGGAGGACGAGAAGAAGCAGCUGACGCUGACCCGCGUGGAGCUGCUGACCUACCAGGAGCGCUACUACAAGAUGAAGGAGGAGCGGGACGGCUACAACGACGAGCUGGUCAAGGUCAAGGACGACAACUACAACCUGGCUAUGCGCUACGCCCAGCUCAGCGAGGAGAAGAACAUGGCGGUGAUGAGGAGUCGCGACCUCCAGCUCGAGAUCGACCAGCUGAAGCACCGGCUGAACAAGAUGGAGGAAGAGUGUAAGCUGGAGCGGAACCAGUCCCUGAAGCUGAAGAAUGACAUCGAGAGCCGGCCCAAGAGGGAGCAGGUGCUGGAGCUGGAGCGGGAGAACGGGAUGCUGCAGACCAAGAUCCAGGAGCUGCAGUCGGUCAUCCAGGCCGGGAAGCGCAGCCUGCCAGACUCGGACAAAGCCAUCCUGGACAUCCUGGAACAUGACCGCAAGGAGGCGCUGGAGGACCGGCAGGAGCUGGUGAACAAGAUCUACAACCUGCAGGAGGAGGCGCGCCAGGCCGAGGAGCUCCGGGACAAGUACCUGGAGGAGAAGGAGGACCUGGAGCUGAAGUGCUCCACGCUGGGGAAGGACUGCGAGAUGUACCGGCACCGCAUGAACACCGUCAUGCUGCAGCUGGAGGAGGUGGAGCGCGAGCGGGACCAGGCCUUUCACUCCCGGGACGAGGCGCAGACUCAGUACUCACAGUGCCUCAUCGAGAAGGACAAGUACCGGAAACAGAUCCGCGAGCUGGAGGAGAAGAACGACGAAAUGCGCAUUGAGAUGGUUCGGCGCGAGGCCUGCAUCGCCAACCUGGAGAGCAAGCUGCGGCGCCUCUCCAAGGACAGCAGCCUGGACCAGAGCCUGCCCCGGAACCUGCCGGUGACCACCAUCUCGCAGGCCUUCGGGGACGCCAGCCCCAGGACCAACGGCCAGGAAGCGGACGACUCGUCGACCUCCGAGGAGUCCCCUGAAGACAGCAAGUACUUCCUGCCCUACCACCCGCCCAGGCGCAGGAUGAACCUGAAGGGCAUCCAGCUGCAGAGAGCCAAGUCCCCCAUCAGCCUGAAGCGCGCAUCAGAUCUUCAAGGCCGUGGCCGAGAGGAAGACGACCCCGACGCCAGCCCGGGCUCCUCCAGCUCUCUGCCCACCAACAGCACGUUCGCCAAGAUGUCCCCCCAUCGGAACCGCAGCAGCAUCAUGUCAAUCACAGCCGAGCCCCCUGGGAACGACUCCAUCGUCAGACGCUACAAGGAAGACGCGCCCCAUCGCAGCACGGUUGAAGAGGACAAUGACAGUGGUGGGUUCGAUGCCUUGGAUCUCGAUGAUGACAGCCAUGAACGCUACUCCUUCGGGCCGCCCUCCAUCCACUCCUCCUCCUCCUCCCACCAGUCCGAAGGCCUGGACGCCUACGACCUGGAGCAGGUCAACCUCAUGUUCAGGAAGUUCUCUCUCGAAAGGCCCUUCCGCCCAUCAGUCACGUCCGGGGGUCACGUGCGGGGCCCGGGGCCAGCAGUGCAGCACACCACGCUGUGCGGGGACGGCCUCACCACCCAGCUCACUCUGGUGGGCGGCAACGUGCGAGGCAGCUUCGUCCACUCCGUCAAGCCGGGCUCCCUGGCCGAGAAGGCCGGCCUCCGGGAGGGCCACCAGCUGCUGCUGCUGGAGGGCUGCAUCAGAGGCGAGCGGCAGAGCGUGCCCCUGGACACAUGCACCAAGGAGGAGGCCCGCUGGGCCAUCCAGCGCUGCAGCGGCCCCGUCACCCUGCACUACAAGGUCAACUUCGAAGGGUACCGGAGGCUGCUGAAGGACAUUGAGGAAGGCCUCAUCACGUCGGGGGACUCCUUCUACAUCCGCCUGAACCUCAACAUCUCCAGCCAGCUGGACGCCUGCUCCAUGUCCCUCAAGUGUGAUGAUGUUGUACAUGUCCGGGACACCAUGUACCAGGACAGGCACGAGUGGCUGUGUGCGCGGGUCGAUCCCUUCACGGACCACGACCUGGACAUGGGCACCAUACCCAGUUACAGCCGAGCCCAGCAACUCCUCCUGGUCAAGCUGCAGCGGUUGAUGCACAGGGGCAGCCGGGAGGAGGCAGAUGGCGCCCACCACACCCUGAGGGCCCUGCGGAACACCCUGCAGCCCGAGGAGCCCCUCUCUGCGAGCGACCCCCGGGUCAGCCCCCGGCUCUCACGAGCAAGCUUCCUCUUUGGCCAGCUGCUCCAGUUUGUCAGCAGGUCCGAGAACAAGUACAAACGCAUGAACAGCAAUGAGAGAGUCCGCAUCAUCGCAGGCGGCCAGCUGGGGAGCCUGGGCCGGGCAUCGCUGGACAUCACCAAGCUCUUGAGCGAGAAGCAGGAAGAGCCAGAGCCUGAGAGUGAGCUGAGCAGGAACCUCAGCCUAGUGCCCUACAGCCUGGUGCGCGCCUUCCCCUGCACACGCCGCCGCCCCGUGCUUUUCUCCCCGUCCAUGCUGGCCAAGACACUGGUGCAGAAGCUGCUCAACUCAGGGGGUGCCAUGGAGUUCACCAUGUGCAAGCCAGACGUGCUCACAAGAGAGGAGUUCCUCAAGAAGCAGAAGACUGAGACCAUCAUCUACUGGCGGGAGAAGAACCCCAACACUUUUGAGUGCAUCCUUCCCGCCAACAUUGAGGCUGUGGCUGCCAAGAACAAGCACUGUCUGCUGGAGGCCGGGAUCGGCUGCACAAGAGACCUCAUCAGGGCCAAGAUCUACCCCAUUGUGCUCUUCAUCCGCGUGUCCGAGAAGAACAUGAAAAGGUUCAGGAAGCUGCUGCCCCGGCCAGAAACGGAGGAGGACUUCCUGCGUGUGUGCCGGCUGAAGGAGAAGGAGCUGGAGGCACUGCCCUGCCUGUACGCCACGGUGGAGGCCGACACGUGGGGCGGCGUGGAGGAGCUGCUUCGUGUCAUCAAGGACAAGAUCGGCGAGGAGCAGCGCAAGACCGUCUGGGUGGACGAGGACCAGCUGUGA